Protopolystoma xenopodis is the source of this 255-nucleotide messenger RNA. The record is from the annotation of a GenBank genome assembly. Lineage: Eukaryota; Metazoa; Platyhelminthes; Monogenea; Polystomatidea; Polystomatidae.
AUGCAACUUUCUUCCUUCCUCCUUUCCAAGAUUGGAAAGCCUAUGGGACAGAAAUCUGUACACUCAUUUAUCCUUUAUGGUCCAGAUAGGUUGUUUGAUAAUACCGAGAUUAUUGAGGAAAAAACUUCUGGCUUGUUCAGGAGAACGCUUUGGGCCGGAGGAAAGAAGGUCGCACUGGACGCAAGAAGCCAUAACCUGGUGGCCUACAGAAGUGAAGACGAACACUGCUCUGAAGAUGGUACAAAAUUGCCUUGA